Messenger RNA from Megachile rotundata (alfalfa leafcutting bee), 6001 nucleotides. Its product is annotated as trehalase. The record is from RefSeq and is a predicted model, not a curated record. Lineage: Eukaryota; Metazoa; Arthropoda; Insecta; Hymenoptera; Megachilidae. Gene Ontology annotation, biological process: trehalose catabolic process. Gene Ontology annotation, molecular function: alpha,alpha-trehalase activity.
CGCGUGACGCCCCGAUCUCUUUCGAUUAAUCGACCUCGAAUACGUUAAGAUAGCACGUGACCAGAUUUUAACCGCACAGUGUAAAAAAAAAAAAAUUAACAAAAUCCACGAACGUUGCCGACGAAGAAAAUCAAUUUUGAUUAGAAUUAUGUUUCGUUCACGAUGACACAGUAGCGACAAAGACUAAAAUAUUAUACAUCGUAUAUUGAAGUUGGUUCGAAACAAGAAAAUUUCGAAGCGUGCACAGCAUCGAGAUUAGCAGCGAACAAGAGGGCUUGCGGCAAUCGGUCACAACCGGUACAUACAUACUCUUAUUGGCAAUAAGCAUGGACGGGCAGCAUAAAAGUUAGCCCGAUUCAUACCGGUGCGUUAGUCAGCAAUUGGACGCCGGAGCGUUCGCGCCUUCUACCUCGACGUCGUGCAGUUUUCCGCGUUUUUAACGCUAGUAUUUCGGCACACCGAACACUUUUUAUUUUAUAAUUGACUCGGACCUUUAUACCGUACAUGCGUAAUUUCACGUUCAUUGCCGCGUAUUCGUCGACCGAUCAAGUUUGUGCACAAUAUUCGUGAUACGAGUGUACCUAACCUCCAACGACGCGUUAGCUCGCUGACAAGAUAUAUUCGACGGGUGUAGUGUCACGAACGAAUAGUCACGUGUAUUGGAAGUUGGAACGAUACGGUCUUUAACGCGCACCCGGUUUUUGUUCGCAAACCGUUUACAAUUCAAAAUCACGAAGAGCCAGUCUUUUCGAAGAAAAUAUUUCACGAGUAAAACCGUAAACGACUCGAAAGUGACGUUUAUUGUGCAUCGGUUUGUGCGCGAUUUUUUCUCUGCUGAAAGUUUCGAGGUUAAGGAUACUUCGAAAAAAAGCCCGAGAUCGUUAUAAUGAAGAUCGGCUAAUGGACAGUGAACACAGUUCAAGAUGUUUUUUACGAUAUUACACUGUUGUCGCAGAGAGACGAAGAAAAUAGCUUUCUUCGACGAUCUCGAUCGUCGUUGUCUAUUCGGUUUGCUUCUCUGUCGCCGAUUCAAGGAAGAUGAGGCCGUGCUGCUGGAGCUGAGACCGCCUCGCAGGCUGCGAAAGACGCAAGGCCCGCAUCCACGAGCGAUCACCAAAAACGACAUUUACUGCCACGGGGACCUGCUGCACACGAUACAGAUGGCCGCGAUCUACAAGGAUUCGAAAACGUUCGUCGACAUGAAGAUGAAGCACCCGCCCAACGAGACGUUGAUGCUCUUUCGGGAGUUUAUGGAACGACGCGACCAUGUGCCGUCCAGACACGAAAUCGCGCAAUUCGUGAACGACACGUUCGACCCGGAGGGAUCCGAGUUCGAGGAGUGGGAUCCGGCCGAUUGGACUCCGCGACCAAAGUUCCUCGACAAGAUUCUCGACGAUCAGCUUCGUAAAUUCGCCUCCGAUUUGAACGAUAUCUGGAAAAUGUUGGGUCGAAAAAUGAAAAACGACGUAAAGGUUCACGAGGAACAAUACUCUAUCAUAUACGUGCCGAAUCCGGUGAUCGUUCCCGGCGGUCGGUUUCGAGAGUUCUACUAUUGGGACUCUUAUUGGAUCAUCAAAGGUCUCCUACUCUCGGAAAUGUACACGACCGUGAAGGGAAUGCUAACCAACUUUGCCAUGAUCGUCGACAAGAUCGGUUUCAUACCGAACGGAGGCAGAAUAUAUUACGCGAUGAGAUCUCAUCCGCCUCUUUUGAUACCGAUGGUCGACGAAUACCUCAAGACCACUCACGAUUACGAAUGGCUCGACGAAAACUUUCACCUCUUGGAAAAGGAGUUCGACUUUUGGAUGACGAAUCGAACGGUCGAGGUCGAACUGGACGGAGUGAAGUAUACCCUGGCCAGAUACUACGAGGAAUCCUCGGGACCGCGACCAGAGUCCUACAAAGAGGAUUAUCUGACCAGCCAGAGUUUCCGCACCGCCGAAGAGAAGGACAACUAUUACGCGGAGUUAAAGACCGCGGCCGAAUCGGGUUGGGACUUUUCCAGUCGAUGGUUUAUACUCGACGGGACGAACAAAGGUAACCUGACCAACUUGAAAACGAGAUACAUUAUCCCCGUCGAUCUGAACUCGAUAAUAUAUCGAAAUGCACAGCUGCUGGCACAGUACAGUUUGAGGAUGGGCAACGAGAGCAAGGCCGCGUACUACCGGAAGCGAGCGGAAGAAUGGAAGAAAGCGGUGACGGCGGUGCUGUGGCACGACGAAGUCGGUGCCUGGCUCGACUACGACUUACUGAACGACAUCAAGAGAGAUUACUUUUAUCCGACGAACAUUCUGCCGCUCUGGACCCAGUGCUACGAUCUAGCCAAGAGAGAGGAAUACGUGUCGAAGGCGUUGAAAUAUCUCGAAAAGAAUCAAAUCAUGUUGAAUCUCGGUGGUAUACCUACGACUCUCGAACACUCGGGUGAACAGUGGGACUACCCGAACGCUUGGCCUCCGUUGCAAUACUUCGUGAUCGUGUCGUUGAACAAAACCGAAGACCCGUGGGCGCAAAGGCUCGCCUACGAGAUCAGUCAACGAUGGGUUCGAAGCAACUACAAGGCGUUCAACGAGACGCAUAGCAUGUUCGAGAAGUACGACGCGACGGUAUCGGGUGGUCACGGAGGCGGUGGCGAGUACGAGGUACAACUGGGUUUCGGUUGGUCCAACGGGCUCGUCAUGGACUUGCUGGACAAGUACGGUGACAGGUUGACGGCCGAAGACCAUUUCGUGCACGACGAUGUCAUGCAAAACUCGGCUCCGCAACAAGUAGUCGUUUCGACGGCCGGUCAAGUAAUGACCGGUAUCCUAGCUCUCAUCAUAUCGUUGGCCGCAGGAUUCAUAGGAAUGGUGAUGUACAAGAGACGGCACUACUACGUACCUGGUCCGUCCACGAUGCCGAACAAGAGGAAAGUGAUCGCACCAACCGGCAAUCUUUACCGGAAAAGGGUCGCCUAUACCGAGCUCAAGGAUAUGAACAACGAUUGACGAUAGCUGAUUAUUUAGAGAGGGCCGAUUCGUAGCGCGAAGCGAGCGUAACAGCAUCAACGAGGACGAGAAGAGAAGAGCAACCAAAAGUGCCGCGAGCAACCGCGAAACGCGUUCCUUACCGGCCUAGCCGGCAACUAGAAAGGAUUAAAGGUGAAAGUGUGUGCGUGCAUGCGUGCGGACGUACCAGCGAGUGCGCGCGUGUCAAGUGAUCAACGAACAGCCAAGAGAACUCUUCGGAACGCGGCGUUAAAGUAACGAUCCUUUCGAGUCGCGAUACGCUUCCGCGAACGCGUAGUUGGCGCUGCGCUUUGCACUGCUCUCGAAUCGAAAGACGGAUCGGAAUUUUCGCCUUUGUAGAAGUAACAUUUCGUUCGUUCCGUCGGUCGCGCGUUCUCGUUUCUGGCCAGACUCGAGAUCGUCGACGACGUUUCCCUACCUCUCAAAAGUCGAUCGCGUUUCAUUCGGGGAAGGUGAACGCGGUCGCGCGAAGCGCUAACGAUCGACAAUUUGUCGCGAAAUGCCGUUUAAUACGCUCGCAGAGCGUUGACCAGAUAUCCUUUGCACGAACUGGAUGGCCAUUUGCCCUCGCCCUAAAUUCUGCUAAACGAUUCGUAUGCCCGCUGCGCUGCGGGCUACUGCUCGGUUACGCUCUCUCGAAACGAUUUUCGCUAACUAACAGGAGAAAGGAAGGGUAUCGAUGAACGCGUCCAACCACGGUAUACCAACUUACGAUCGACGGAGUUUUACUUAGGUUUAAAUGAUUCAUCCUCGAAUCGCGAUAUGUACCGCGUACUUUUAGACGAAGAUUAGUCGACGAAAACGUUCUAUUUUUCCUGCUAUUUUUAUAACGAAAUCAGUUUAGCUUGCGCAUUUUCAAUUCACAAAUGUUUCGAGGCAAACGAAAAUGUAAAGAGAACGACGAAUCGAACAAGAGAUUCGUAACCGAUGCGCCGCACUCCGCACUCUCUAACUCUAAAUCUACGAUACUUGAAUCAUUGUGAUACUUUUAAAUAAGCGGAUACGUACGCGUUUCUGUAUCCCUCACCAAACUGCUCCUUAUUUAUCUCGAGCGAUUGCUCGCGUUUAUACGCGUCGAUGGUGCUUUUAUCCCGCGAUCUGAAUUUUAUCGACUCGUAGAAUCGCCGUCAAAGGUGUCUGGUUACUGGUCUAGUAAAUAAAGUUCCAAUCGAAUCGUGCAGCUUAUAUUGUAGCGAGAUCGACGAUCAAACGGAACGCGAAAACGUAUCGAUCGAACGAUAUUUAUUAUGUCGAGGCGUUUUCUCUUCGAGAAGCAGCAGGAAUAUUGAGAUCGAUCGAUCGAUAGAUAGAUAAAUAGAUAAAUAGACAGAUAGAUAGAUAAUGACUGCAACUUUAAUAGAUACGUGUAUUCGGUAUACGCAUGUACAUACGUUAUACAUAUACAUACAUAUAGUAUAUAAAAAACUAUGAUACGCUGGCGUGUCAUGUGAAAAUUUUUAGGAAAAAUUGCCCAGCCCGUCUUUUCUCUCUCUUUUCUUUCUUUUUUCUAUGUACAUACAACGUGUAUAUCUGCGACUGUAAUAUUUCAACAAAAUGCGCUCGUUUGGUAAAUAAAGUGUAAAAGAAAACGAACUGGAGACAACAAGGAAGGGGAAAAGGGUACCUGGUGUCGUUUAAUCGAACGUCGAAUUCGCUGUAAAAUGAACGACAACGUUAUCUCGACAGAUUACUUGUAUUUCUUUAGAAUAUACCACGUAACAACAAGGAAAAAUACUGAAUUAUACGGGGAUACCUUAUUUGGUGUAUCGCACGAGCGUGAGCUAAAUUUAAAUUGUUUUGCUGCGCUGUAGAACCUCUUAUUUAUCGGCAAUACAAUGUUAAUACUUAUGAUCGGUAAACUAGCACGAACACGUGAUUACGUACGUACGACCGCUCGUUUGAUGGAUAUUUUAACUUUCAAGUAAAUUAGCCAAACUUGUAUCGUUGCUUUGGCAUUCUUUCUUUUUUCUUUGCCAUCGAUCGAUCGAGUACGAUCAAUGCGGUAUUAAAUUUAGUUCAAUUUUCGGAAUUUAACCGCGAUCUCGUGUCAACGAUAUACGAAAACAAAAUCCACGCUUUCCUUUUCAAUAUUUUCUGCAACGUACGUCGUUGAUUUCGUUCGAACGACGAGAGCUACCUACGGGAUCGCCUUGCUUCGUCUAUCUGCUAUCUGGUACGUCGCGCUCGCGUUCGUUUCGAUACACGAUAUCCAUAGUCGUAACUAACCGUUCUCGACCGACGUUCGCGAACUUGAUUAAAUACCUAUCGAUUCCACUGCUUUUCGUACAAACGAGCGUUACGCGUUUCCAACUUUAGUAAACGCAAUACUAAAGAAAAGUCAUCGGCACAAACAAAUAGAUAAAUAGUUAGCGAUGAGCAAUCGUAGCCGAUCAGCUACGAGUGAAGAAAAAAAAAAAGAGGCCGGAAGGGGGAAGACAAAUCACGAAGUGUCUCUAUAUCAGCACUUUGGUGCACGCAAACAAAUGUACAUAUGUAUAUAAACGCGUUUUUCUUUUCGUACAUAUUGCGUUAUAUGUAUUUAACGAGUGUGCAUGAACCCGUGUAUGUUUCUCUUGUUCCUUCUUUUUCAGCCAGUUUUACACCGUUGGGCAUCGUUAUAAAUAUAAUCGCCGUUCGAUGAUUUACGUAAUCCUACAAAUAAAUAUCUAUCACAAAAGACUGGUCUAAUAGUAAUAAUAAUAUAAUAGUAAUGGUGGUAGUAGUAAUGAUGAUGAUGAUAAUAAUAAUAAUAAUAGUAAUAAUAACAAUAAUAAUAAUAAUAAUAAUGUGGCUUUUGCGGCUUACGGUGAUUCCCGAUGUCAUCGUUUUAGCUCUCUUAUUUUCUCUUUAACGACGUUCAAUACAAAUUAUGACGAAUGCUUAUUCCUAAGUAUUUACAAAUCGUAUGUCACUAGUACUUUCUGGUUUACCCUGCGCUAUCGCAGCCAUCGUUUCUCUUUUUUAAUAAUAAAUACAACGAUGAUUCGUGCCUCUUA